Molecule: messenger RNA, 783 nt
Organism: Saxophila tyrrhenica
Lineage: Eukaryota; Fungi; Ascomycota; Dothideomycetes; Mycosphaerellales; Extremaceae
Exons: 1
Coding region: 1-783 (260 amino acids)
Cellular component (GO): membrane; endomembrane system
Source: RefSeq, a predicted model, not a curated record
AUGGCAGACGCGAACGGAGGUCUGAGAGAGCGAAAAGGCGCAAAGGACACCAGCGGCCCCAAUGCGACGGUUCACACAAGCAGCAAGGGCACAUUGGCCUCUGACAAGACCGGCUGGAGCGUCCUGGACAUCCUGCGUAUCCUCGGUGGCCUUUUGCUCCUCAACUCCCUCGGGUCAUAUUUCAUCACCAAUGACAGCUUCCUCUGGGGCUACCGGCCUUGGUUCGCGCGACCUAGACUUGUCGCACGCUGGUUCCAGGGACCCGUCAUGCUGACUGACGCCGAGUUGAGCCUGUACAAUGGAAGUGAUCCUGAUCUGCCUGUAUACCUCGCUCUAAACGGGACGAUCUACGACGUGACGGCUGGACGACGAGUGUAUGGGCCAGGCGGCUCCUACAAUGUCUUCGCCGGGAAAGACGCAGCGCGCGGUUUCAUCACGGGUUGCUUCGCGGAAGACUCGACGCCAGACUUGCGAGGGGCGGAGUGGACGUAUGUCCCGAUCGAUGUGCCGGGUUUCGACGAGAAGGUGCAGGCGGAGCAGAAGGUUUAUCGCGAACAAGAGCUACGGAAAGCGCGGAAGAAGGUCAAGGAGACGCUGGAUGGAUGGGCGAGCAUGUUUCAGGGCGAUGGUGGCAAGGAUUACUUUGAGGUUGGCAAGGUGGUAAGGGAGGAGGGUUGGUUGGAAAAGGAGCCACGGAAGGCUUUGUGUGAGCGCGCGGAGAAGGGUAGGCCCAAGCCGAAGCAGGGUGCUAAGGAUGCUGGCGCGGCGUACCGGCCGUCGUAA